AUGUUAUCUUUGAUUGGAAUUCUUCAAUUUGCUUAUAAUAUUAAUACAAGCGAGUAUGAAGAUGUUAACCUAUAUGAUGUUUUAAAUGUUAACAAGUAUGCAACAGAGAAAGAAAUCACAAAGUCAUACAAAAGAUUAUUAAUUCAAAAUAACAGAAAUAGAAAUCCAACAGAAAGAGCCAAAAAGGUUUGGCGUCAAACUGAAUUCGCUCAUGAUAUAUUAUCGAACCCAAGUUCUCGUAAACUAUACGAUUCAUUCGGAAAUGUAAUUUUAAAUCAUACUAACUUUUCAGUAUUUGCAUAUAGAAGUGAUAUAGAAUUAGCAGAAAUCAAGAAAAUGUAUCGCGGAGGCCAGUCACCUUCCUUCCCUGGCGUAGUUAUUUUCCCAGUUCAAUUCGAUUUAAUAGAUUUUAUGAAUGGUGCCACAAAGAAUAUUAAAAUUAUGAGGACAGUUCCAUGCACAUGCAAGAAAGGAGGACAGCGUUGCCCAAAGUGCAGGAAAAAUCCAUUCCAACAAAUGCUAGUAGUUGAAAAGCUUUUCUUGCCAAAAGGAGCUAGCGACAAGUUUAGAAUGUACUAUCCAGAACUUGUUGAUUCACCAAUUGAUCGUGGCUGCCAUGAAAUUAUAUUUGUUGCAUAUCUAAGAGAAGAUGGAGUAUUCAAACGAGAUGGCGUUCAUAUACGUAGAAAUAUUACUAUUUCCCUACCAGAAAUACUUAAUGGAGGAAAUUACACUUUUGAAAAUCCUGAUGGAGAGGAAAUUAGCAUUCCUCUUGAUGGAGUCCAACAUAGAGAAGAAAGAAGAAUAAAAGGAAAAGGUAUUCCGUACUUUGACGAUCCAAAAACUCGUGGUGAUGUUAUUGUUACUUUCUUCAUUGACUUCCCAACAAAACUUGAUGAAGAACAAAAGAAAAUUGUUAGAACAAACCUUCCAGAUGAUUUUGGAAGCUAUGCUUAA
Molecule: messenger RNA, 957 nt
Organism: Trichomonas vaginalis G3
Lineage: Eukaryota; Parabasalia; Trichomonadida; Trichomonadidae
Product: protein folding
Exons: 1
Coding region: 1-957 (318 amino acids)
Biological process (GO): protein refolding
Cellular component (GO): cytoplasm; cytosol
Molecular function (GO): Hsp70 protein binding
Source: RefSeq, a predicted model, not a curated record